Messenger RNA from Trypanosoma grayi, 591 nucleotides. RefSeq lists its product as hypothetical. Lineage: Eukaryota; Euglenozoa; Kinetoplastea; Trypanosomatida; Trypanosomatidae. The coding region runs from base 1 to 591 and encodes 196 amino acids. The transcript has a single exon. The record is from RefSeq and is a predicted model, not a curated record.
AUGCCGGUAGAGGGGCCUGCUGCCAACCCGUUGCACAAGUCGCCGCAGCCCCAGGAGGCGCAGCAGCUGCAGGAAAUGGCACGCUCGGCCACCAGCAGUGGCAGCUGUGGGGGCGUGCCUCCCACGCACAUGCGUUCACUCUCCGAGAAGAGUGCCAAAAUGUCAAAGUGGAGGCCACCUUCACCACAGCAGCAGCCGCAGCCGCAGGGGCAGGAUUUGCAUGGCACCCCGCAGGGCCAAAGCAGAAAUGAAAUCAAUGGGAUGUCUCUUUUGCCUCGUGAAAGCAGCGCAGCAGGAAGUGCAAGUGGUGGCUGUGGCAUCGUCGGUGGGGGCUCUCUCACGCCACCGUCGUCGAGGCGCAACGUUGGAUCAGCGGACCCAAGUGCGGCGCUUGUCCGGCGGGCAGCGCGAGCACUGCCAACCGAUGCGGCACCCGCUGCGAAGCCGGCNGAUCAGCGGACCCAAGUGCGGCGCUUGUCCGGCGGGCAGCGCGAGCACUGCCAACCGAUGCGGCACCCGCUGCGAAGCCGGCAACAGCACGACCCUCCUCCUCAACGGGGCCUGUGCCUGCUCGAUUCGAUUCACCCUUGA